CUGAGUGAUGGCGGUGCGUAUGUGUGAAAGGAAAUGACUGUGAAAUAUCUCAAAAUUAAACGUAGUUUACGCUGCUUUCGACCAUAAAUCAAAGUCAGAACUACAUGUGGCUCUACUGCUUGGAACCUAUGCUGUUAAACAUUGCAAAUGCCCUUGUUUUCAAAGCGAAAAUCAGGAAAACAAAAAUCGAAAGUCGGCAGAAAUGAUACGAAACUGGAAACAAACAAGACGAAUACUUCUCAGAAAGUAAAACAUCAAGACACUGGAUCCAGACAUGGUUUUAAUGACAUUUCAACAACUUCAGACGUAUGCAGAAAAGACCUUCUUAAGUCUUGUCAACGUCCUGCCAACUCCUCUGCUAAGUGCGUAGCAAACUUUCCUCGCCAAUCAAGGCUUUCAAAAUCGUUACCAGAAGUGUUGGUUGACGAUGCAAUAUUGCCGUCGUUCUUAGAAUUCCUGCAGAAACAAGAUGCACAAAAUGUACUCAACUUCUGGCUUGCAGCAGAGACCUUUCGACUUUCCUCUCGGGAAAAAUUCAAUCCAAACUCUAUGAUGCAGAGUUCGCACAAAGCAUCACAAAAUCAUUUAAAAGCUAACAUUGGUAGUAAUUUUGAAUCAGGGCAUUCUGCUCUAAGAACAGGAGUUUUAGUUCCAGGGAAUAUUCCUGACUCUUCUAGGACACAAAGCAAAACAUUUAGUGGAAAAUCAUCAGAAACAUUAAAUAUAAUUCCUUCACUGGAAUGCUUUGACAAAGACAAUCCUUCAAAUGAUACUAGUCAUCAGGAUGGCUAUGAAGUAUCUUCAACAUGUGAUACUACAAGCUUAAAUUUGACUUCUCAAAACCUCAAUAAGUCCUCUGGCCACUUGGAAAUUGGUUCAAUUUCACCUGGACUAUAUACAAACAAUGACAAUGGCCACACAAAGUGUAAUGUGAAUUCCAAUAGCCAGUCUCAGAAGAGAUUGGACAGAGAUUCAAGUAAAUGUAAUCUGGAAAGUGCGAAUAAAAAUGAACUUUACGAUGAAGAUGAUGAAAAUAGAAUAUUUCAGUCACAAGGCAAAGAUGAAACAUCAAUACAUCAAGCCAGGGAAAGACGUCGAAUGUCAAAAGUAAUGCUCGACGAUGCGCUGAGCAUAUAUCGUCAUUUCAUAUCACUUGAUGCAACGCAACCGCUUGGUGUUGAUGAGAAUAUGAGAAGACAAGUUGAGAGUAACAUUUGCACAGAGAAUGGCAUCAUCGCCUCAAACUGCUUCAAUGCUGCUCAAAAGUUUGCCUAUGACACUUUACAAAGCAGAUAUUUUGAUGAUUUCAUACGAAGUUCCCACUACCAGAAACAUAUCAUGGACAUUUUGACAAGUGGCAAAGUAUUCCUUGCAGAUAUCAUGUAUAAUGACGACGCAAUGUUUUAUUUUAUGGAAUUUAUGGAACAAGAAGGGAAAAGUUAUCUUCUUGCAUUCUGGUUUGCUGUCGAUAGUUUUUGUCAGGAAUUGCAGUCAAAACUAGACAAAGAGGAAUAUAACCCUGAUCAGGCGUUGAGUGAUGCAAUGGUCUUGUAUGACAAGUAUUUCUCCAUGCAAGCGACCAAUUCACUUGGUGUUAGUGAUGAAACAAGAAUUCGCAUUGAGAAUAAGAUUUGUCGUGAGGGUGGACCAUUGCCAGAAUGCUUUGAAGAACCAAUGGAAAAUGUUUUAACGCUUCUAGAGGAGGUGUAUUUUUCAAUUUUCCUGGACAGUAGUGUAUACAUGAAGUACCUCAAUGAGGUGUUCAGUUCUGUAACUGACAUUGACUUGGAUCAGACAAGUACUUGCGCGGAUGAUUGCAGUAGCACAGCCAGUGCAGGGGAAGCUGCUAAAUUAAUGGAAUCCCUGGUAAAUGAUGCGGAAGCACAUGAGGACCCAGAUGAGAUUUGGCAGAGACCUCACUUUGGUCUUUCAAUUGGAAGAGUAAAUGAAUUUGGUAUUUACGAACCAGGGAUUGAGCCACAGCCUGGGAAAAAAGAAGACUUGAAAUUUAGGCAGAAAAUGAAGAAAUUAGUCUCUGGGGAUUCGGACAAGAUGAAAGAAGAAAUGGCGUGGAAAGUCGCUAAAAUGGUUUUAGAAGAUGUUAAAAAACAACAGAAGAAGGCACGAUAAAUGAUGCUGAAACUCUAGUCCAAUAUGGACGUCUCAUGUUGAGCUCUACCAAGGACCGAGACUUCAGAGUUUCAACCAUGCACCGAAAUAUGUUCAUCCGUAGAUUGCGCACAAUUCGCCGGGAAUUCGAAUAAAUUAAGACAAAUAUUUGUACAGUAACGCCCUGGUCAAACGAGAAUGACAGUUGAGAACGAGAGUUGAUCACCGCGCGCAUUAAUUUCGUCAUUACUCCACUUCGUUUUGCUAUUUUUUUGUUUCUGCCCGUUGUUUUCAGAAGAUUUCUUUUUUUCUUUGCAAAAAAAAUGCAAAC
Dendronephthya gigantea is the source of this 2440-nucleotide messenger RNA. RefSeq names its product A-kinase anchor protein 10, mitochondrial-like. The record is from RefSeq and is a predicted model, not a curated record. Gene Ontology annotation, cellular component: plasma membrane. Gene Ontology annotation, biological process: intracellular protein localization. The transcript is spliced from 13 exons. The coding region runs from base 148 to 2130 and encodes 660 amino acids. NCBI's taxonomy places the organism in Eukaryota, Metazoa, Cnidaria, Anthozoa, Malacalcyonacea, Nephtheidae.